Lathyrus sativus (Indian pea) is the source of this 1446-nucleotide messenger RNA. NCBI's taxonomy places the organism in Eukaryota, Viridiplantae, Streptophyta, Magnoliopsida, Fabales, Fabaceae. The record is from the annotation of a GenBank genome assembly.
AUGGCAACCAACUCCCCGGAGAUACCCGCCGUGACACCGUCUUCCACCGCCGAACCACCUCAGCCUCAAAUUCAAACUCAACCUCCUCCCACAAAACCACCACCACCACCGCUUCCGGUUAAACCGGAGACCCCUUUACCAGACUCCAAACCCUCAAACGACACCACCUUAAUUCAUAUCCCAACUCACUCGAGAUGGUUCUCAUGGGAUUCCAUUCACGAAUCUGAACUCCGUAACAUUCCCGAUUCUUCCAAGAACCCUAGGGUUUACAAAUACUACAGAAACUCCAUCGUCAAGUUUUUCAGAUUCAAUCCCAACCGAAAAAUAACCUUCACCGAUGUUCGCAAAACGCUCGUCGGCGACGUCGGUUCAAUCAGAAGAGUCUUCGAUUUCCUCGAAGCUUGGGGUUUAAUCAAUUACCAUCCUUCUUCUUCGCUCGCAAAACCUUUCAAAUGGGAAGAUAAAGACACCAAAACCGAAUCAGCUUCAAAUUCCACCGAAUCUCCUCCAGCACCUAUCAAAGAAAAUGCUAAGAGAAUCUGCAGUAACUGCAAAAAUCUCUGCGCCAUUGCUUGCUUUGCAUGUGAUAAGAAUAAUAUGACUCUAUGUGCAAGGUGUUUUGUUCGUGGAAGCUAUAAAGUUGGGACAAGUAAUACUGAUUUCAAGAGAGUGGAGAUAAGCGAGGAGACCAAACCUGAUUGGACUGAGAAGGAAACUCUGAAACUUCUUGAAUGUAUUACGAAUUUCGGUGAUGAUUGGAAGAGGGUUUCUCAUCAUGUUAUUGGAAGGACUGAUAAGGAAUGUGUUGCUCGUUUUCUCAAGCUUCCUUUUGGGGAUCAGUUCAUGCAUUCUCAACGCUUCGAGUCUGCUCAUCUCGCUGAUGAUGGUCGUUCUGAUCUGUUGAAGCCUUCCGUUGAUGCUGGAUGUGAAUCAGAAACUGCUGGCUUGGAUAAAUCUAGUAAGAGAAUGCGUCUCACGCCUCUUGCCGAUGCAAGCAAUCCUAUCAUGGCUCAGGCUGCUUUCCUUUCUGCUUUGGCAGGGACAGAGGUUCCACAAGCUGCAGCUCAAGCAGCUCUGAGAAGUUUGUCCGAUGUUUACAAGUCAAGUAGAAUUAAUCAUCGGUCAUUUCCAAAGCAAGAUGCUGGUGUUGCAUCAAACGGCGUUAAUGCUUCAAAUUCUAUCCAAGGAUCUCUUCUGCGGGCAAAUUUAGAGUGUGAGAAGGAAGAGUCAGAUGUAGAAAAAGCAAUUUCUGAGAUUAUAGAAGUUCAGAUGAAAAAUAUCCAGGACAAGCUUAUGAAUUUUGAAGAUUUAGACCUGCUAAUGGAAAAAGAACGCCAACAAUUGGAGCAAGUGAAGAGUUUGUUUUUCCUUGAUCAACUUAAUCUUUUAUUUCGCAAAACAUCUGCAUCAGCAACCGGAGAAGGCAAUCAUGUAAAAAGGAAUUGA